AUGGACAGUUACUAUUUCGCAAUUACUUGUUGGUUUUUCCAAAUUUCUUCAAAUUUCUUUACUAUUUCAGGCAAAUUAUGGAUGGUAUCACAUUUCGCAGUUAUUUGGAUCGUCGUGUGCUGCGCGAAAAAGUUUAAAAAUGCAAAAGAGCCGGUUUUUGCCCGGAAAAAGUUCAUUUUCAUCGUUUUUUUCCAGAAAAGCGAUAAAAAGAGACCAAAAGAGGAAGGCAAAAUAGAAACUCCAAUGGCAGCGCCAAGAAGAAAUCGCAUACUUGUGAUACCAAAUACGGAAAUAAAGUCGACGUCGAACAAAAGGAGGAGUCCCGACACCCCGGGUGGCCGGAAUAUUGAGGUUUUUUUCAACUUUCCUGGAAGAAUAAGCCCCCUUAAGAAGAAAAGGUCGAUUUAAGCGUUUGUUUAGUACAGACACUCCCCUAGAAAAAAAUAAGGAUGGAUUUUUAGACUUUUUUUCAGGAUAAGGACAACCUCCCCCUCCUUAAGGACUUGCAUGAAGAAAAUAUGCCCCCCUAGUGAUGAAAAUGUAGAUUUUUCAGCCUUAUUUUUUUGCUCAACUCUUGCGAAAGUUUUUGGUGGCCACUUUAGGGUUUUGACGUUCUAGUGGCCACUAUGGUAGUCGAACUGGUGGCCACUUAAGUGACUGGGAUUUGGGAGCCUCUUUAAAAGCCCAAAAGUGCUAUUAGAUCACUAAAAACUACUAUAGUGCCCACUAAGACCCAAAAUAGUGACUUCUAUCAACAGAUGUGGAUUCAGUGGCUAAGUGUAUUCUCCAAGUAGUCCUUGAGUAAUCUCUUAAGUGGCCACUAGAAUUUCACCCAAUCAUCCUCUUCAGCAAAGGGAUGAUAUACAGAAAAUUGUAUACCGUAACCUAUUAUUUUUUCAUCAAAAAAAAUCCCGCAGUCAGAACUUCACCACUUAUCGGAAGCUUUAUGUGAGAAAAUUUCGUUGAAAAAAGAGAAAAAAUAGCGAAAAAUUAGGUUUGUCCAUAGAGCACAUUUGCUCUUUUGCAAGAAAUUAUAAUUUUUUUCCGUUUUCACUAUAAAAUUCCCCAAAAAAAGGAACUCCUAUAUAGUUCAAGUUGUUCUUUGCUUUCUGCUCAAAAAAAAAUCUUUCAAUUUUCUUUUUCCUUCAGCAAGACGAUUUAAAAAGGACACGAGACGCCAGUAACAAGGACACGCAAGAAAAAAAGACGGACGUGAAGAGUGAAGCGUAAAAAUGACGAUUUUUUCACUUCUGAAACUUAUUUUUCCAGAAAAAAGUCAGCAAAAACAGUUGUCUACGACCCGGACUCGUUCAAUAAGCUCGACAACACGAUUGCCGAAGAUUCGCGUAAUUUUGAAUUUGCUUUUUUCAUAAAAAUGGCCGUUUAAAAUUUCGAUGAAGCUCGGAAUGCAUUUGGGACCUCCUGAUCUUUAACUGAACUGUUCGACUUCCAAUAAAAUUAAGAAAUAUUCAAAAUUUUAAUUUUUUUAGACUUUACGGUGGAAAAAAAGAGUUCUGGACGUCUUUAAAGCGUUAAAACUGCAUGAAAAAGGAAAAAAAGCGGUUUUUCAAUUUUUUUGAACGAAAGUGUCCCAAAAAGUCCUAAAAUUCAUUCCAAGGAAAUUUUUACCACCUUAAUAUUGACUUGAAAUUUUCAAAUACUAUGAUAAUUUUUUUCGCUUAUCAAUAUGGCACGACAUUCCUAAUGGGGUGAGGGAAGGUGAGCAAAGUUUCUGAAUUUACAAAAAAAAGUAAGUGCGCGCUCCGGAUAAAAUGACGUCAUUAUUACACUGAGUAUUCAACUUUAAUAACUUGUUUGUUCGUUUGGCUGCGUACUUGAGAUUUAAAUUUUCGCGUCAAAAUUUUUUUCCCCACUCCGUUUGGGAACACCGUGAUGGGAACUAGGGUCUCUAAACUAAGGCCUUAAAAUUGCUGACCUCUCCUAUUGAGAAAAAGACAGUAUUCGGUGUCUUUGAAGCGUUAAAAAUGCACGAAAAAGGAAAAAAAGCACUGUUUUUCUUUCAAUUAUUCUAAAAGAAUGUGUUCUAUAGUCAAUGUUUCCCGACUUGAAAGGCGAGGGAGGCGGGGCAAGGGGCGGGACGCGUAAUGUGUGCGUACGCGGUUCUUGGCGCCAGUGCAAUUCAACCGCCGUCACCUAUUUAAAAAGCUCGGCAACCGCUCUUUUUCUGUAUUUUCUACUAUUCUGUGAUGCAUGCCUGAACAUAAUCAAUAAAUAAUCAAAAAAGAAGUGAAAAGAGCGAUAAACGAGCUCUCCAAAGAGUAGCUGGCGGUUGAAUUGGACUCGUGCCAAGAACCGCGUACGCACACGCUACGCGUCCCGCCCCCUGCCCUCGCCUCCCUCGCCUUUCAAGUCGGGAUACAUUUAGGGACCGCAGACGAAUUUUUCAAAAAAAUUUUUUUCAGCAUUGAGCUUUGUAUGGUUUGAUAGCUGUUUUUGAUUCAAAACUCAGAACCGUUUAGUUUUUUUCGAAAAAGAUUAUGGAUGAAAAAAAGUUAUGACGAAAAAUUGUGGCGCGCCGCGCACCAUUUUUUUAGUACUGAAAUUUUUGGUAUUAUCCAUUUUUUUGACAUUUUUUUCUCGAUUUUUUUCUUCCAGAACAAGUUUUUGAUACUGGUCUAUUAUGAUGUAACAAAUCAUAAUAGAUUGCUAAAAUAAUGCUAAUCAGCUAGUUUGCCGAAAAAGUCGGUAUUUUCCAGAAAACAAAAAAAACGGGCGCUUGCGGGCAUCGAACUCGCGACCUCAAAACGAAAAAUCGCAGCGCACGCGCUGCGCCAAGCUGUUAGGUCUAGCGAAGGGAGCUUCCAUCCGCCAUACCCUUGAGCCGUUUGAAUAGCACAGAUUGCCUAUUUCAAAAAGAAAAACUUGAAGUAAUGAAGCUAUUUUUAUCAGAAUAUGUUCGCAAAUCUUUACUCAAACUUUUCGUGGAAAUUCACUUCGAAAAAACUGUUUUUUUAGUGCUUUUUGCCUCGUUUAACGAUCGCUGCGUUAAAACGGCCCCGUAAAUUUUUUUGGCAAAGACGAAUUUUUUUAUUUUUAUUCUUUUUAAUUGAAAGAUUUUUUUACUAAUAAAUGUAUAUAAUCGUUUUAAAAAAACCUGCGUUCGACCGCUUUCGGUGUGAUAAACGCCGCUAAUUUUAUUCUCUAUUUUCAAGAGCAUUUUUGCGUAUCAAACAACUUUUUCAAGCACAUAUGCUGUGGAGAAAAAAAUUUAAGUAAGCCCAUGGUCUAAAUUUUUGAAAAAAACAAGAACUCGAUUAUAUUCGCUUAUUAACGAUAUUUUUGAAUUAUGACUUUCGGCACUCCCUAAAAAUUUUUUUGGCAAAGACGAAUUUUUUUAUUUUAUUGUUUUAAAAUUACCGUUACUUGAAUCAAAAUCAUUAUUUAAAAAGAAAGAGUGCGUUCGACCUAAAAACACAUGAAAAAAAGCAAAAAAACGACAAAAAUUUUUUUAGUUUCAUUCACGUUUUUUUGUACGACAUUCCGCGAGAACGCAUCAAAAAAAGCGUGAAAUAUUUUUUUCAAACGAAAGAGGAAGCUUUUUUUGUACAUGUGUGCCAAAAAUUUAUUAUCCAGUUCCACAUAUUUUGCAACUACAGCAAAAUGAAAGUUGAACACCAAAAAAAAGCCACUUUUUCUAUCGCGAAAAGGGGCGUGGCUUUGCGGUCCCUAGAUACAUUGACUAUAACAGUCCUAAACUUCAUUCUAGGGAAGUUUCACCAUCUCAAUUUCGACUUAAAAUAUUCAAAUAUUAUGAUAAAGCGUUUUUCGCUUAUUCAAGUAGGAACUAUGAUCUCUAAAUCAAGGCCUCGAAAUUCUGAAUUCUCUUGUUGAGAAAAAGACAGUUUUGGGUGUCUUUAAAGCGUUAUAACUGCACUAAAAAGGAGAAAAGGCGCGGUUUUUUCGACUUUUUCGAAAUUAAACAGUCCUGAAAGGUCUAAACUUCAUUCCAGUCAAGUUUCAGUACCUUAAUAUUGGCUUUAAACUUUCAAAUAUUAUGAUGAAACGUUUAUUUUUCGCGUAUUUAAGUAGGAACUAUGAUCUCUAAAUCAAGGCCUCGAAAUUCUGAAUUCUCUUGUUGAGAAAAAGACAGUUUUGGGUGUCUUUAAAGCGUUAUAACUGCACUAAAAAGUUAAAAAGGGCCUUUUCUCGACUUUUUCGAAAUGAAAAUGUCCUAAAAUUCCCGAAAUUAAUUUUAACCAAGCCUACUAUCUUACCAUGAAAAUUUUGAAUAUCACAAAAAAAAAAUUAUUUUAUUCUAAAAUUCCAAUUUUUCUCAGCUGCCGUACACGAUCGAGCGAUCAAGGCAGCUUCGGAUGGCUUGAUUUUUAGACCCUCGGAACGUUAAAUAUCAAGGCAAUAUUGAUGCUCAGGUACAGUAUUUUUUUCUUCUGUUUUUUUAUUAUUUAUUAAGAGGGUCAUCAUUAGAAUAUUAUGUUCCUAGAACGUUGAAUUAAAAAAAUAUCUUUUCGAAAUUAUUUCUUACGAUGGCUUGUGAAAGGCUCAGUGAUGCAGAAAAUCACGAUAUUCCUGCAUAUUUUCAAAAAAUGGGACCAAGAUUUUCAGAAUUAACAAAAAAAGUUGUGAAGAUUUCCAAACUUUACACUAAACUCCCCUUCAAAACUCAAAAAAAAAACCGUUUUUCACAAAAUUUACUCUCUUUGACUUCCACGGGACUCGAACCCGUGACCCUCUCAACUAAAACAAUCCUCUAAUCCACUGAGCCACCACUCAGGAUCAGAAGCAGGCCGCUGACAUUGUUGCCGAGAUCAACGCCGCAGCUCAGGAAAAAUCAAAGUCCGAAAAUGACAAAAAGAAGAGUAAUGAAAAGGUUUUUUUUGUAUGAUUUGAAACAUUCUAGCCUGUCUGCACUCUCUUUUCUCUCACCGGUGAGGUGUUAGGAACAUGAAAAUGAUUAGGAACUCUAGAGUGGUUCCUCUAGGGGCAACCUUAGGGGUUUUAUGAACGUUCCCCUCGAGGGACCGUCUUCAGGAAGCUCUGAAGCUUAUAAGUGGCCUCUCUAGGGGUUUCAGUGAGUGGCCACUCCAGGGGAGCAUGUUAGUGGUUCCUAUAAGUCUCUUUAAUGCGUCUUUUGGAUUUCAAACCUCAACAAAAAUGUAAAGAUCCCUAUAAGGGCCACUUAAGCCUAUGGGACUUCUAGGUCAGGCUAAACCCCUAUAGGGACCACCUAAACUUUACCCCUAUAGGGAUCACUUUUAUGUCCCCUACUGAAACCACUCUAACGUUCCCUAAAAAGUAGGCAAAAAUGAGACCAUCGCCGAGAGAAAAGAGGGCGCAGACAGGUCAGAAAGAAGGAAAAACUUCAAAUUUCAGGUCACGAUCAAUGAGAAAAAAUGCGUACUGUACGAAACGAAUGACAUUGAAACGGAAGAAUACGAUCUCAACAACGACUCACAAUCCAGAAUUUGA
Molecule: messenger RNA, 5448 nt
Organism: Caenorhabditis auriculariae
Lineage: Eukaryota; Metazoa; Nematoda; Chromadorea; Rhabditida; Rhabditidae
Source: the annotation of a GenBank genome assembly